This is a messenger RNA of Daktulosphaira vitifoliae (grape phylloxera), 2758 nucleotides long. RefSeq names its product cytochrome P450 306a1-like. Gene Ontology annotation, biological process: xenobiotic metabolic process. The record is from RefSeq and is a predicted model, not a curated record. The transcript has 7 exons. The coding region runs from base 766 to 2256 and encodes 496 amino acids. Lineage: Eukaryota; Metazoa; Arthropoda; Insecta; Hemiptera; Phylloxeridae. Gene Ontology annotation, cellular component: cytoplasm; intracellular membrane-bounded organelle. Gene Ontology annotation, molecular function: iron ion binding; oxidoreductase activity, acting on paired donors, with incorporation or reduction of molecular oxygen, reduced flavin or flavoprotein as one donor, and incorporation of one atom of oxygen; heme binding.
AGAAUACGUAGAAGUAUAACACAGCACGAAUUAUGUAAUUCUAGAAACGUUAAUUUUUAUAUUUAUUUUAUGAAAAAUAUAUUUGCAACUAUAAUAUAGGCUCGAUUUCAAAUUUCGAGGCUAACUACUUGUUUAACAAACUGGACGAUUUCAAUAAAUUCAUCUGCGUAAGCUAUUUUUUUUUUUUUUUUGUGAUAUGUCUUCUUGAAGUAUUAUAUAGUGUCAUACACGACUAACUCUCCACGUACGAAGCCUUGAUGUGUGUGCAUUUAUUAUUCAAAUUUGCUGUUGAUCAUUCAGAUCAAUGUUCUAUAAACCUUGGACAAUUUCAUUCACCUUUAUUGCUCAAUAAUACUCAAUUUUUUAAUUAUAAAUUUAUUUCCUGAUAGCAGUUAAAAUUUUGUUGUCAUUAUUGAAUGUUUAAGUACAAUUAACAGGUCAAUAAAUUUAUCAACGUUUUUCAUGGUUCUUUUUUUUCCAUGAUUUAACAUAUUUUAAAGAAAUCAUUCUUGACUAUACAGUUUAUAUUCAGUUCAAUAAAAAAAAAAACUUGUGUAUUAUAUCACCGACCGUCUGAAAUAUUGAUAUUUUAGUCGCAUAUAUUGACAACAAUGAUUUUAAAAAAUUGUACAGCACAACACAAUAAUAAAUUCUAAUAAAUACGGUUAGGCAUACAGUAUGUUUCAAAGAAGUCACGUGGAAGGUUCGUUUCGGUUCACUUCGUUCUACAAAUAUUGAUCAUUGUGCCUUAAAGAGACAAUUACGAUGAUAUGGUUUUCAUCAGUAAUUUUAGCAAGUAUACUAAUUUUUAUCAUCUAUUUAUGGUUGUCUAAAAGUAUUAGAUUGCCGGGCCCAUGGGGAUUACCGAUAUUGGGCUAUUUACCAUGGUUAAAUCCAUCCAAACCAUAUAAAACGUUUGCAGAGUUAUCACAUAAGUAUGGACCAGUGUACAGUAUACAAAUGGGAAAACAUUUAGCUGUAGUAUUAACUGACCCAUUGAUUGUAAGGUCAGCAUUAGCAAAAAAUGAACUAUCGGACAGAAGUAAUUUUGAAUUUAUUGAUGAAAUUAUGCAACAACACGGUAUUAUAUUUUCAAACGGAGAACUUUGGAAAGAACAACGAAAAUUUGUUAUCAAUUGGUUAAAAACUAUUGGUAUGAAAAAGGUUGGAGAAAAAAAAAAUAAUUUACAAAAGAUGAUUAUUGACACUGUCAAAUCAGUUAUUUCUGAAAUGCGAAAAUCUAAUGAUAAACCAUUAAGCGUUAAAAACUUAUUGUUAUUAUAUUUGGGUGACUUUAUGAACUUAAUAGUACUGGGAAAAAGUUGGCCAGUAAAACAUCCUACGUGGACUUAUUUGCGUGACUUAGCAACUGAUGGUUCUAAAAAAUUUGCUAUUGCCAGUCCAUUAAGUGUAUUGCCUUUUCUUCGGAUAAUACCAAAGUACAAAGAUGCCGCCGCGGAUGUGUUAGAGGGCUCACGAGCUACUCAUAAUAUAUACCAACAGUUAAUGAAUAAAAGAACUGACGACGAUUUAGACAAAUAUGAAGAUUUGAUAUCGGUAUAUUUGAAAAAAAUCAAAGAAAUGAAGAAUUAUGAUCAGCAACACUAUUUUUCAACUAAACAAUGUACAUUCCUAUCAGCUGAUAUUUUUGGAGCAGGAGUUGAAACCACAAGUGAUACUUUACAAUGGUUUCUCCUUUACAUGGCUCUUAAUAAACAAAUCCAAAACGAGCUACAUAAUCAGUUAACAACAGUUUCUAGAAACUGUGAAAUAAUUGAUUUGGAAAUGAUAGAUGAUGUCCCUUAUUUAAAAGCGUGUGUCUAUGAAUCGAUGCGAUUGCGACCAGCGGCUCCAGCCGGAAUACCUCGUACUGUAAAUAAAGAAGUAAUUAUUUCAGGAUAUCACAUUCCAAAAGACACAAUGAUUAUACCUCUGAUAUGGGGUAUGCAUCAUAAUGAGAAAUAUUGGCCAAAUCCCUCCCUAUAUGACCCUUCAAGAUUUAUUGAUAGUGAUGGAAAAAUUAUAAAUAAUAAAGCGUUUAUGCCAUUCCAGGCAGGUCAAAGGACCUGUGUCGGUAAAAUAUUAGCUUACUGGAUAGUGUUUUUAUUUGGUGCCAAUAUAAUUCACAAAUUUGAAGUAUCUUUAGAUAGUUCAUUAUCAGAAGAUGAAAUAGAAACUAUUAUGGAUGGCGAUUAUGGAAUAACUCUUGAGCCUGGAUUGCAUAAGCUUAUAUUUAAACCUCGACAGAAUAUAUAAAUGUAUUAUUACUUCCUAAAAAUAUUGACUACAAUUUCUAUUAGUAGAAAUAACAAUGGUCUAUAAAAUUUAGGUUUAUUUCUAUCGUUAUAACUAAAUUUUAACACUGAUUUUAAAUCUGGAUUGGGAUUAACUUAAAUUAUCGCCUUAUUGAUUGCACUUUCGUGAUUUUGAAUCUAACCAAAGUAAAUUUCGGUUUUAUAUUUUGAAUUCCCUUAAGGAUUAGAUUAAAUUGAAUAGAUUAAUUACACAUUUUAAUAAAAAUCUCCAACAUUUCAAGAAUCAAUAUUCAUAGUCAUAUGAAAAAAAGUUUCUCUCUUAUUUUACUUUUUAAUUAUACAUUUUCUAUUAACAAUUACCAUAAAAAAAUAAGUGAGGUCCAUAGAAAAGUCCAGGUUUGAAAAUAGUGUGAACAUUUUAUUAUGAUUUUUAAUGAAAGUUCCUUAAGAACCAAUUGUACAAUUUUUAACAAAUAAUCUUAAUAAAAUUAAUUUAAAUUAAA